Messenger RNA from Diatraea saccharalis (sugarcane borer), 4017 nucleotides. The record is from the annotation of a GenBank genome assembly. Lineage: Eukaryota; Metazoa; Arthropoda; Insecta; Lepidoptera; Crambidae.
AAUGCAUGACACUGGUAUUUUAUUGAGAUGCGAUGAGAACUGCUCUGCAGUUUGUUGACUUAAGGAUAUAACGUGUUCAUAUUUGAUUUCAUUUAAGACGUUUCGGAUCUUUUCCAAGUUCCGUGUUUGUAAUAUUAUUAUUUUAAUAAGUAUGAAAGUUUCUAUGUGAUUAACUUUUGAACGUUUUUGAUGCUAUCAUCAAACGAUAUUUGUCUGAAAUUAGCUAUGCUCUCCAUUAUAAGUAAACGAUCGCCAUCUUAGUCUAAAUGUCUAUGUCGACGGAGUGGGGGAACGUUCGCGCAUGUGCACUUGGCAGCAAAUAGCGUGCACUCCAAACUCAAUGUUAAGGAUUUUAGAUUACAGUUUACGCUCUAAAACGUAAUAAGAAAUAGUAGUAGCAUGAAGUUCGUGAAUAUCUUUAAAAUUAUAGUUUGAAACUAAUUGGGAUAGAUUUUAAAGUUCUAAAAUGAGUGGUAGUUUUAUAAUAAGUCUGUGAAUGUACAUGUGUCAGGUCGUCGUCGUGCGACUCGUACUUCGAGCCGUGGCAGGCGGAACUAGCGGACAUGAGACUGAGACUGUCGCCUCAGGAGCGGGACCUGCACAUGUUCAGCGAGGAGGACGACAGGCAUGUCGUCGCACAGGUAUAUAUUGUUUACCACCUGAUAUUUGUAACGAUUUGAGAUUAACCGAGUCCGCGGCGACAGCUGCUGCGGAUAGACAUCGACGCCGCCAACGAACUAGCUGACAGACAGCGUUGGGUGGAGGAGGUGUCCCGCAUGGGGUACAUCGACGGCGACUCCCCGCGGCCCCCCGCGGAGAAGCGCCCCCCCGCGCCCCCGCCCGCGCCGCCCACCACCACCAAGAGGUUGUGCAAAGACAGAGAGAGUCCCAUAUCGUCUCUGGUCGAUAUACCAACACCGUUGAAUACGGUGAAAAUGAGGGAGAGAAAUUCACCAAGGAAAAUUAAAAACUCGUCCCGCUACAGCGGCUUACACCAUCCGCUGAACCUCGAGGAGAAAAACAUGAACCGUCUCUCUUGGCACGGCAAAGACCAUUCUACUUUAAUCAAAGUAGACUGGCCCGUAGAGAACUCGUCCGUCAGUAACUUGACCACUAGCACGCUAAACUCCACCCCCUUAACACCAGUAACACCUGUUUAUGAUCCGUUAGAAAGCGACUCGGAAGUGAGCGAGACGAACAAACGCACAAUAAAAAUAAGCAACUGCGAUAAUUGCGAACAGGAGAAGUGUUUGAAAUGCGAAUUGAAAGCGGCGGACAGCGAGAUAAAUGUGGACCCAAAAGACAGUCUGGAUCCCAGUCCGAUUCAUUCCACUGACAUCAGUUAUCAGAAUUUGAAUAGACUGUCCGCUGUGUCGACUUCUUCCAACUCUGAGUCGGAUAAGAAGAGGCAAUACGAAAACUGUGACGUCAUGAAAAUCAUGACUUCAUCCCACGAGAGCUCUUCGAGCUUCUCCAACGCCAGUCUCACCAAACAGAGCGACGACUAUGAAACUUUUAACUUCAACCGACCGAAUUAUAUAAAUUUACAAUCGUCGUCAACUUCUAAAAGUUCACCGGGAAGCCCUCUGAAAAGUCCUCUGAAGUCUACUAUAAGUAUAACAUUCCGUUCGCCCACUAAAACUAAAACUCCUGAUUAUGAACCCAUAGAUAAUUUAGAUACACCCACCAAUGAUAGAGAUUCUGUUUACGAAGACAUUGAUUUAGAGAAGAACUUGUCUAUAGUUGAAGAGGCUAGUGUACCGGAAACGGACGCCUCACUGCCGACUCAGCAAGCUUGCCAACCGGAAGACUUCAAAGAUUUGAUAAUUUUAGAAACGCCUACUGAACAAGGGAUAGACGUAUACAGCCAAGUGAAGUUUUUCAAAAAGAGUAUAGAGGAAGUGAAUGCUAUGCUAUUAGAAACUCCAGAAAAGGAAUUGCAUUAUGAAAACGUAGGUUUUAAACAUAAAGAAUACGAAAAUAUUAACGUCGACGCGUUGAAAAUCUGUGAUAAAGAUCUAUCUAUUAAUAUAGAUAAUAAAGAACCUAAUAUUGAAAAAGAAAACGGGAACAUAAUUAAAGUGUCUAAUUUAAAUGUUAGAGAAUUAGCUAAUAGGUUCGAAAGUCCUACGGAGCAAAAAGGUCCGUUCACUUUCGAAAAAUUCAAGGCAGAAAUUAAAUACCCUAGUUUGGAAAGGAAAGAAGAAGACAAGAAGAUUAAUAAAGAAUCUAGAAAAAAGGAUUUAACCAUUAAGCUACCUCCGCCAGUAUCACCAAAAACCUAUAAGUUAUCAAAACAUUCCUGCAACGCGCGUUCGUUAGACGAAAACGCUUUCAUCAAGGAGUUUGGAGACGAUAAAACUUACGUGGACAGAAGAAAAAGUUUGGAAGUCAAAGAAAAACAGAAUAAAGUGUUACCAGAUCUGAAUUUGAAUAUAGAAGAAGGUAAAACAGAAUGCGUCACACCUACUACGGAGAAUAAGAUAUCUUUAGUUCAGAGAUUCGAAAAGCGACCGACCGAUUUAAAGGCUUUAUUGAACUUUGACACCGAGAAGAAAUUGAGUAGGGAACGGAUAGAGAAAUAUAAAGAGGAGAGGAGGAUUUUUUUAAGAGAAAAGUAUAGUUCGCAGUCUUUCAGAAGUAAUCCUGAACAAUUGACUAGAAUUAAGAUUAAGAAAGAGCAGGACAGAAUAGAAACGUGCGACAGGCUAAAAGAGGAAUUGCCUAAAUUCGAGAGGCGGAACACGGUAGAUUUAGGUCAAAGAAUGAGAUUCUCGCUAGCGAAAAGUGUGAACAAUUUAGAUACUAUACCGUCUCCCUCUAGUCCAGAGAAGAAAUUAGAAUUGAAAAGGGACGGGGAAAGUAGUAAUGGCGCUGGUCGCAAAGAAUUUGAUAGGAAAGAAAAAAUAUCCCCUUCAUAUAACAUCAAAGACAUGGCAGCUCUCUUCGAACAGAAAUCUCAAACGAACGGUUGACGAAACGCAAGCGGCGCCGCGCGACCUAACUAGAUAUUAUACUGACUAAUUAAGAAAUGGCUUAAAUCGCAUUAUUUUGUAGAUAAUAACUCUUGUUGCAAGGCAAUAAAUGUGGUUUACCUGUAUCUUUUUUAUUUUAUCUAAGGGGUACAUUCUGAAUUUAUAGUCGUCUAUUAUUCCAUUUAAUUAAAAAAAGCCUUUAAUCUCAUUUGUUUUGUAUAAUGAUAAUUUAAUACAAAAAAAUUAUACAAUCCUGAUUCAUUGUCGACGUUUAUAGUUAAAAUGUGAAUAAAAAAAUCGUUAACAGCAUUUUGAGAUUAAUUAUUUAAAAAAGAUUUCAUUGAAAAUAAGAUAUAAUUAUAAAUUUACAUGCUUUAUGGUGCAAAAUUAUUUAUAUUAAAAAUUGUAUAAUCAUUUUUAAAAAAGCUACUCCAAAUAUACAUGUUAUAAUUAAAGCAUAUGUUCGCGCGGCGUCUUUUGCAAAAUUGUUAUUGUAUUAUUAUUACUAUAUUUAAAUAAAUAAAUAGUUAACUUGUGUGAAUGUCGCCUGUACAGUAUGAGUGGAAUCUCGCUACGUUGUUUUUUUUUUAUAUAUAUAAAUAACACUUGUGUAUAUGUGUGUACAAGGUAUAAUAUAAGUGAUUUGUUGACUUAUUUAUUAUUGUCAUUAUUUUAAUUGAAACUUAUUAUUAUGCGACUAAUAUUAAAUAUUAUAUCACUUUUAUUUAAUAGUAAUCAUAACAUCACACACAAAACGUCUAGUAUUAUUAUUUUUUAUUUAACUGUUUCUCUAAGUCUUUAGUUUUGUACAGAUGUGCACGUAAGUUAUUUCUUUGUUGAUGUUUUUAUUAUUAUUGUUUAUGACACCUGUUCUUUUAGCAAUUGAAUUCAUUGGUUGUACACACGAUUACUGUUAAUAUUAAAAACAGCAAUUCAAAAUCUAUGAUAGUUUAAACAGAUUUUCUAUAAAUAACAAACUGAUUUGUAUUAACUAACAUUAAUUUGUUUUUUUAUGAAUGUAUUAGCGACUGUACAACAUUUU